AUGAAGGCGCUAACAGAUGACAAGAUUAUUGCCGUUGGUGUCUGUGGCAUGGGCGGCAUUGGAAAGACAAGCAUGGUGAGACAUGUAGCUGCACAAGCCUGCAGAAAUGGUACUUUUAACCAUUGGAUUAUGGCUGUCGUAUCCCAAAACCUUGACUUGAAAAAAAUUCAAGGUACAUUGGCAGAUUUGUUGGGCAUCAAAUUCGUUGAGAAGACAGAAGAUGGAAGAGCCGCUAGGUUGCAUAAUGAGAUAAUGAAAAAAGAAAAACUCCUGAUAAUUGUGGACGAUGUUUGGGAGAGAACAGAGUUGUCAAAGAUAGGGAUUCCCACCUACAAUGAGCUUCAAAAGUGCAAGUCCAAAGUGCUACUCACCACAAGAAGAUUGAAUGUCUGUCAUGCCAUGAAGUGCCAUAAACAGAUCAGUCUCAAAGCUCUCUCAGAUCAAGAUUCUUGGACCUUGUUUGUGAGAAAUGCAAGACGAUCGUUUGAAUCGCCCACCUUCGUGAAUGUAGCGAAGAAGGUAGCUGGAGAAUGUAAGGGUCUACCAAUUGCACUGAUAGCAGUUGCAAGGGCACUCGGAGAUAAGGACCUGGCAGAAUGGGACAAAGCAGCACAACGACUAGAGAAGUCGCAAAGUGCCAACCCUGACCACGAGGAAGAUGCAUUUAAAUGUAUGAAAUUAAGCUAUGAUUACUUGAAAGAUGAGGAGUACAAGUCAUUCUUCUUACUCUGUUGUUUAUUCCCAGAAGAUCAUGUUAUCAAUAUAGAAGACUUGUUUAGGUAUGCAAUCGGGAUAGGACUGUUUCGAGAUGCCGAGACAAUAUAUGAAGCGAGAGGAACAGCAUAUACAGUGGUCAAGUACUUGAUAGAUUCUAGCUUGCUUUUGGAAAGUGAUCUACCAUAUAGACGUGUAAGGAUGCAUGAUGUCGUCCGAGAUACAGCCCUGAAUAUUUCAAAAUCUGAAGGUGGGCAUCGGUUUUUGGUAAAAGCUGGAUGUGGUUUAGAUGAUUGGCCAAGUCGAUUACUCUUAGACGAAGGCUGCACUGCUAUUUCACUAAUGCAUAAUCGUAUACGCGAGCUACCACCGCAUUUGGUAUGUCCUAAACUCCAGAUUUUGUCAUUGAGCCAUAAUGACGAACUAAGAGUGAUCCCAGAAACCUUUUUUCAAAGCGCCAAUGAAUUAAGAGUCUUAGAUCUUAGGGACAUUGAUAUUUCACUACUACCUCAAUCAUUUGGUCUCCUAACCAACCUUCGAGCUCUUUAUUUAGAUUGCCAGAGCCUAACUGAUAUUUCCAUGGUGGGGAAACUUACGAAGCUUGAGGUUCUUCGUAUGCAAUACGUUCGAUUAAAGGAAUUAUCGAGAGAAAUAGGAAAUUUGACCAAUCUGAGGGUGUUGGAUGUCACUGACGGAUAUAUUUAUAAGAUUCCAUCCAAACUGUUAUCAAAGUUGCAUAGUCUAGAAGAACUCUACCUGCGAUGUCGAUUUGUGGACUGGGGAAGCAAGGUGGACGGAGAAGGGGAUGAAACCAAUUCUGCCUUUGAUGAGGUAACUGGCUUGUCAAAAUUAAGAAUUCUGCAUGUUUGGAUCUACAAUGAAGAAUGUAUCCCCAAACUUGUUGAGCGCAAUCCGAAUUGGGUCGGGUUUUAUAUAUAUAUCGGCAAAGAUGAAGAAAGGCUAUCCGACGUAUAUGAGUCUUAUCGACAUGAUGAUACUGAUCAGAGGACCAUAUUCUUGAAACUUGACUCGAUCAGUAACUUCCCGGACUGGUUUUUCAACACGGUGAUAAAAAAAGCAGAGAAGCUAGUGAGGUGGUAUAAUUGCCCACAGACUAGUUUAAUCGACGUUUUUGUGGAAUAUGAGAGGGGAAGUUUACAUAGCCUGAAGCAUCUCACUGUUGAUGGUACCGGUGAUUACGAGCCGAUGAACACAUCAAAAUGGGUUCCAAAAGGUAUUCCGAAGAAAAAAACAUGGGUUCCAAAAGAACCUCUGUUCGAGAACUUGGAAGAGUUAUAUCUGCUUAGGCUGGAUUGCGCCGAGUUAUGUGCUGUUGAAUUUCUACCACCUGGGUCUCUAAGCAAUUUGAAGUUCUUGGACAUAGAAUCUUGUUACAACUGGGGGAAUGUUGUUUUACCAUCAAUAUUGUUAGAGAGACUACCAAAUCUGGAAGAACUAAAGUGUAGUUCAAUGGACGAGAUUGAAUAUGUGUUUAGGUAUGAAGCGUUACUGGAGACAGAACAAUCAAAAUUGAGAAAGAUAGUGUUGUUUGAUCUAGUGACUGUAAGAAGCAUACGUGAGGGACCUACUCCACCUGCAAUGUUUCAGAAUCUUCAAACUUUGUCCAUUAAAUGGUGCAACUUGGAGGGAAGUCUCUUCACCUAUGAUGUUGCUCAGUGUCUUUCUCAGUUGAAUUUCUUAGAAUUACACCAAUGCCCCCUGUUGGAAAGGAUAGUUGAAGCAAGCAACAAGAAGAUCAUCCUUCCAAGAUUAAAAAAAUUAACUUUGACGAAACUUCCGGUGUUGUACUAUGAAAGUGCUACUUUUGAUAUCAAGUGUCCUUCGUUGGAAGAAUUGAAAUUGUGGUACUGCCCCAAGUUUUCAGUGUCUGUUCCUGACUUCCACAGCGAGAAACAGGUCCAACUCCAUGAUACACCUCCAUGA
Molecule: messenger RNA, 2658 nt
Organism: Fragaria vesca subsp. vesca
Lineage: Eukaryota; Viridiplantae; Streptophyta; Magnoliopsida; Rosales; Rosaceae
Product: disease resistance protein At4g27190-like
Exons: 1
Coding region: 1-2658 (885 amino acids)
Molecular function (GO): ADP binding; protein binding
Source: RefSeq, a predicted model, not a curated record